Molecule: messenger RNA, 1818 nt
Organism: Marmota flaviventris (yellow-bellied marmot)
Lineage: Eukaryota; Metazoa; Chordata; Mammalia; Rodentia; Sciuridae
Gene: Anxa7
Product: annexin A7
Cellular component (GO): vesicle membrane; cytoplasm; plasma membrane
Molecular function (GO): calcium ion binding; calcium-dependent phospholipid binding; phosphatidylserine binding
Source: RefSeq, a predicted model, not a curated record
UGCCGGGAUCCUAGAGCAGUGACGCCCAGCCUUCUGGCAGGUAGACCACCAGUGGAGAGGCUGAGGUCAGGGUGUCCCUGCAGAAGACACCUUCUGGGAGGCCAGAAUGUCAUACCCAGGCUAUCCCCCCACAGGCUACCCACCUUUCCCUGGAUAUCCUCCUGCAGGUCAGGAGUCAUCUUUCCCCGCUCCAGGUCAAUAUCCUUAUCCUAGUGGCUUUCCUCCAGUGGGAGGAGGUGCCUACCCACCAGUGCCAAGUGGUGGCUACCCAGGAGCUGGAGGCUACCCUGCAUCUGGAGGUUAUCCAGCCCCUGGAGGCUAUCCUGGUGCCCCACAGCCAGGGGGAGCUCCAUCGUAUCCUGGAGUUCCUCCAGGUCAAGGAUAUGGAGCCCCACCCAGUUCAGCGAGCUUUUCUGGUUAUCCACAGCCACCUUCACAGACUUAUGGUGGUGGUCCAGCCCAGGUCCCACUACCUGGUGGCUUUCCUGGAGGACAGAUACCUUCUCAGUAUCCUGGAGGACAAGCUCCUUACCCUAGUCAGCCUGCAGCAAUGACUCAGGGUACUCAAGGGACCAUUCGACCAGCUGCCAACUUCGAUGCUAUGAGAGAUGCAGAAAUUCUCCGUAAAGCAAUGAAAGGAUUUGGGACAGAUGAGCAGGCAAUUGUGGAUAUUGUGGCCAGUCGUUCCAAUGAUCAGAGGCAAAAAAUUAAAGCAGCUUUUAAGACCAUGUAUGGCAAGGAUUUAAUCAAAGAUCUCAAGUCAGAGUUGAGUGGAAAUAUGGAAGAACUGAUUCUUUCCCUGUUCAUGCCUCCUACAUAUUAUGAUGCCUGGAGUUUACGGAAUGCAAUGCAGGGAGCAGGAACUCAGGAACGAGUAUUGAUAGAGAUUUUGUGCACAAGAACAAAUCAAGAAAUCCGAGACAUUGUCAGAUGUUAUCAAUCAGAAUUUGGACGAGACCUUGAAAAGGACAUUAGGUCAGAUACAUCAGGACAUUUUGAACGUUUACUUGUAUCCAUGUGCCAGGGAAAUCGUGAUGAGAAUCAGAGUGUAAACCACCAAAUGGCUCAAGAAGAUGCUCAGCGUCUCUAUCAGGCUGGUGAGGGGAGACUAGGGACAGAUGAAUCUUGCUUUAACAUGAUCCUUGCCACACGAAGCUUUCCUCAGCUGAAAGCUACCAUGGAGGCUUAUUCCAGGAUGUCUAAUCGAGAUUUGUUAAGCAGUGUGGGCCGCGAGUUUUCCGGAUAUGUUGAAAGUGGUUUGAAGACCAUCUUGCAGUGUGCCCUGAACCGUCCUGCCUUCUUUGCUGAGCGGCUGUACUAUUCUAUGAAAGGUGCAGGCACAGAUGACUCCACUCUGGUCAGGAUUGUGGUCUCUCGAAGUGAGAUCGACCUUGUGCAAAUAAAACAGAUGUUCACUCAGAUGUAUCAGAAGACCCUGGGCACAAUGAUUGCGAGUGACACAAGUGGAGAUUACCGAAAGCUGCUUCUGGCCAUUGUGGGUCAGUAGAAGGGAUUUUUUUUUUUUUUUAAAGGAAUGAAGCUAUUUAUAGCUCAUCCUUUAGAACAAUGACUGACCCGCAUGCAGCAGUAUCAACUACCACUUAACCAAAACAGCUUUUUACCAAGGACUGUCAGGGUAAUGUGCUCAGUUUGCACAUGUUGUUGUUGCCUUAAAUCUAAUGUUAUCUUUUCAUUCUGUGUAUAAAAUAAAGCCAUAUCACAAUGAUGUAAUAAUUUUGCAAUGUUUGUAAAGCUUCAUUCUCACUGCUUUUAUUCUAAUCAGGAUUUCAAAUUGAAUAAAAAUCACAGCAAUAUUUA